This is a messenger RNA of Clonostachys rhizophaga, 2370 nucleotides long. The record is from the annotation of a GenBank genome assembly. NCBI's taxonomy places the organism in Eukaryota, Fungi, Ascomycota, Sordariomycetes, Hypocreales, Bionectriaceae.
AUGCCAGAGUCAGAUAACCAGCCGCAGCCUUCUGCGAAGGACUCCAAAUUGCUCGGACCGCAAGACACUAUCGAUAACCCACAUGCGGCGAGACUCCCAAACGCCGUUUACGGUGGGCAACAGCCCCCUUCAGAAAUUACCUACGUCUCGUACGAUGAUGCUGUCGCGAUAUGCAGAGCCAAGGUGGAGAAAAUUGUCAAGGAAUGUCGUCGGAUCAAUAUAAGAUAUCGAGAUCCGCAUUUCGACCUUGAGGCGGACCUCAAGUUGGGACGACGGGAUUGCUUGGAGUCGCUCCCAAGCUUCCAAGAAGGGAAGCCGCCGGGGCACACGUUCAAGCCCCAAAGUGCGAAACGAGUGGUUGAUAUAUUUGACAAGCCGCAGUUCUUUGUUGACGCACCUUCGGCCAACGAUGUCAAGCAGGGCAGAGAUGGAGACUGCUGGCUCAUGGCGGCUCUGUGCACAUUGAGCAACAAGCCUGGCCUUAUUGAGAAGAUUUGUGUGGCCCACGAUCAGGAUGUUGGUGUUUAUGGGUUUGUUUUCUAUCGAGAUGGUGAAUGGAUCUCUGAGAUCAUUGACGAUUAUCUCUAUCUCACCAAGCCAGAUUACGACGAGAGCUACUUGGAUCGUGUGCUGUUUGAUGAACUGGAGAGAGCUAACCCCGAGGAAGCGUAUCGUCGGGUAUAUCAGUCCAACAGCAGUGCCCUCUAUUUUGCCCAGUGCCAGCACCCUCAGAAGACAUGGCUACCGCUUCUAGAAAAGUGCUAUGCAAAAGCACAUGGAGACUUUGCUUCCAUCGAGGGUGGCUUUGGCGGCGAAGGCAUUGAAGACCUCACCGGUGGCAUCACAUCUGAGCUCUUUACCAGUGAUAUUCUCGAUAAGGGUGAGCUCCUCCGAGUAAAUGACGAGUUUCUUUUCGGUUGUAGCACAGGUGUUUGGGGCCUAAAUCGAAGUGAUAACAAAGGAAUUGUCGAGCUUCACGCCUAUUCUGUCCAGAAAGCCGUGGAAAUCGACGGACAGAGGCUGUUGCGCCUGAAAAAUCCCUGGGGAAAGGGGGAGUGGAAAGGGGCAUGGAGCGACGGCUCGAAAGAGUGGACUUCAGAGUGGCUACAGAAGCUGGGUCAUAGAUUUGGAGAGGAUGGAGAUUUUUGGAUGACAUACAGCGAUCUUCUGCGAAAAUUUCAAGCAUUUGAAAGGACACAACUGUUUGGGCCGGAUUGGGGCGUGGCGCAAACUUGGACAACCCUCACAGUUCCUUGGACGACGAGUUACCACGACACCUCUUUUUGCUUCACUAUUUCAAAACCGGGGCCUGUGGUGAUUGUUCUCUCCCAGCUUGACGACCGGUAUUUCAGAGGCUUGCAGGGCCAGUAUCAUUUCCAGCUUGCUUUUCGUCUACAUAAGACAGGCCAUGAGGAAUAUAUCGUCCGCAGCCAAAGUCAAUAUCGCAUGCGGCGAUCAGUCAAUGUUGAGGUCGAACUUGAGCAAGGCAGUUAUCAAGUGAGGCUGAAGAUCAUUGCAAGUCGUCGUGAACAAGUGCUUCCUCUUGAUCAAGUCAUUCGGAACAACGCCAAAAAGAGGCGGGACAAACUUAUUCGAGUCGGCUUGGCCUAUGAUCUUGCACAUAGAAAAGGCAAGUUUGUGGAAUUGCCAGAAGAAAAGGCGGCCAAGGAAUCGAGAGACAGGACAAAAAGGCAAGCUAAAAGGGAGGAGGUAAAGCACAGGAUCCUGUGCGCCCGGGAAGAGUCACAUUAUAUGCGACGAAAGCAGCUGCGCCGAGAGAAGAGGAGGGCGAAGAACAAGGGUAGAAUGCAGUCCAGGGUCGAAAAGAGGGACAACCUAACAGCUUCCAAUUCUGACCUCAAGGUAGCACAAGGAAUGGGAAGAGUCUCUCCUACCGAUGAAGCCUCAAAAGACCACCGACAAGUCAGCCGAAAGGAAGAUCCAGCUAGCUCUGAAGAUUCGGAGUCCCUGUCAGAUCUGUCUAGGCGGGAACUGGAUUUGGAGAUUGAUGCCCACCUCAAGGAGAGCAGGGAGCCCGUGAAAGAAGGAUGCCCUCCCGGAGCUGACCAGGAGGAACUGGAUGAGUUUGAAAAAGACCCGUGGAAUGCGGUUGUAGUUGUCGGCCUCCGAGUGUACUACAAAAUAUCAGAUACCGACGAGAAUCCCCAAGUCGUGAAGCUGAAGGUAGUCCGGCCACAGCUUCUCGAAGGUGUGAGCAAGGACGAGAUGGAGGAAUGCCAGAAAAGCCAGGGCCUGGACAUAGACGACAGCUCGAAGGAUGCCACGCUAGAAGGGGGUAUAGCGGCAAGGAAGAAAAGCAUCAUUGGUGAAGAGGUGCGAAGUGUCCGCAAGGACAAAGAGCAACUUUGA